Oncorhynchus nerka (sockeye salmon) is the source of this 10628-nucleotide messenger RNA. Its product is annotated as nuclear factor of activated T-cells 5-like. Lineage: Eukaryota; Metazoa; Chordata; Actinopteri; Salmoniformes; Salmonidae. The record is from RefSeq and is a predicted model, not a curated record. The transcript is spliced from 13 exons. Gene Ontology annotation, biological process: cytokine production; calcineurin-NFAT signaling cascade; regulation of transcription by RNA polymerase II. Gene Ontology annotation, cellular component: transcription regulator complex. Gene Ontology annotation, molecular function: RNA polymerase II cis-regulatory region sequence-specific DNA binding; DNA-binding transcription factor activity, RNA polymerase II-specific; transcription factor binding. The coding region runs from base 2406 to 6266 and encodes 1286 amino acids.
CUACCCCCUCGUCUCUUCUGCCUCCAUGGUAACAGUGAGCAGUGCUGGUAAUGGUUCCAUCCUGUUUCCUGGAGUCAACCCUUCUUUAGGCUACCUGCAAGACCACUUCCAACUACAUUAGGGGUAGGCAGCACACAGUCUGUACCUGUAGGCUUACACCUGCAUGUAGAGAGUACAGCCAAUAGGCAAGGAGCAGCUGCUGAAGACCGGAGUUAUGAGGCCUUAUUGCCCUCUCCCUUGGGCGUCCUGUGGCCCUCAGAAAUCAUACUGCUCACAAUGCCAGCCAGCCAUCCCUGGGCCCUGGGGGCUUGCUCACAUCUCUGAAGACUGAACAGUUCUGACUGUGAGUGAUGGGAACGACCUGUUCCUGUUUUUUUGUUUUGGUGUGCAUUAUCCCCUGGGUUUUUACACAGAGAUAAUUAUUGCAGACAUGCAGAACUAUGAGCACCUUUAUAUCAUGAUCUGUUACUGGUUUCUAUAAACCUCACAGCUCAGAUGUAAUCAGCUCCAGCUGCAGCCCCUUUUAGAAUCCCAAUCAGAGGGCUAGACUGAAAAUGAGCUGUAGUAAAGCAUUGCCUGGUUUUGUGCUGAAACAAUGAUUCUAUACAGGGACUCUAGGAUCCAAACAUCUCUUUAUGACACAGGCCUACAGGUUGCAAGCAGAUCAGAAAGGCCUCUUUUUAAUGUGCUUUAGAGUAGACAUUUUUAAAGGUUUUCCCAUCAGGGCGUAGGGGCUGUAACACACAAUCAGAGAGGGCAUUCUUGUUCUCCAUAGAAAUCCAACUUCAUGAUCCUAGCUCAACAAUUGGCUAAACGGAUUGCACUGUUUUGAGUGGUUGGGUUAUGCCAAAACAAAGUCAUGCCUACAGUCCUUGCUGGGAACACUGUGCCUUGCAGUUGGAGUCUAAAGAAACUCUCUUCAUUCCAUGCCAUUAGAGGACACCCCUGAUUAUUUCGGGGCACACAAGACCUACCGAGUCCCCAUCUUUUUGGGCUGUCUGAAUGAUCUUCAAUAUGGCAGUCUGUCUAUUUGGGGUCCACGAAAUCAUGAAAGGCAAAAUGUACCCCAUUAAUUGACAAUAGCAAUUGGCUCCCAGUCUGUUAUUGUACAUGUGUGAAGAUAGAUGUUAUAAAAAUGCAAACCAUCUCUCUUUGGGACAAGACACAAGUCAGAAGCCGGGUACAAAACCAUUUCUGUACUGCUCACAAAAUCAUUGUUUGAGAUUCAAAAAUGUGAAGUAAUUCAGUGAUAUCUCUUUGCAAAAUUCCAGAAAUAUCACUAACUGUUUACUUAUGUGUUUUGCAGCUAUUUUGCUUAACCAGUUACUGCCACACCAUUAGUUCAAGUAGUAUCUUCUGACACCAUGCAUCAGUCUGUGUAAGGCUAAAUAGUACAUCUCGUACACUACAGUACUUGCACAUAAGGAAUCCAGAGAAUCUAGUAUGUUUGCAACUGUAGGCCUAAAUGUUAAUUAACCCAAUAUCAUAUUCAAAGCAAGAGGAAAAAAUAUAAGACAAAACACCUUUUUCUGGUUAAAUCUGUCACAACCUGAACGUUCAAAAUGCAAUUCACUUUAGCUCUUUUUACUCUGCCCCUUACCAAAGUGCCCCGGUUUAGAGUGAGUUUCAGUAGAACCAGAAGUCUGUUGCCUUCGGACAUCAGUGCUUCAAUGCAGCCAAUGCAGCCCUCAGACAAGGCGGGACAUACUGACUGUAGCUGGAGGAAGGAAGUUCCCUCUGAAGCAGGGAGUGUCUGCAUAUAAAAUGGUCUGCAGUUCUCUGCUUCAUAGGUCAGAAGCUUGUUUAUUUUGUCUCUGUGGCUACGUUCAGUCCCAACUAAAUUGUUUGAACCUGUAUGAGAAAAAGCUCUAUUUGGCACGCAUCAUCUUACACACCAGAUAAUCUUCAUUUCAUUUGAACAUCCCUCUACGUGUAGAUUUCCCAGUUAAUUUCUGUUCAUGGCAAAUGCUAUUUAAAAUCAAGGUCCAGUGUCACUGAAAGAUGGCUAGAGAAUUGGAUUACUGCACGUUCUGGGGCACUAUUUUUUUGCAGAUUGAAUUAGAAACUCUCUACGUAUCAAUUUCAGAUAAUUAGAUAUUCAUGUCAGAAAAUGCAUGACUUUCCAUGUAUAUUAUGUCCUAUAAUAUGACUCUUUUCCCCCAUUUUUUUUGUGUCAGAACACACUACAUACACUCUCACACACAUAGACACACUCACACAUCAUGAUGCAAUAAAAGAAAAGGGAAAAUUAUAAUUGGAUGACCAAAGAAAAGGAAAAAAAACAAAAAAAACAAUUAUGCACAAAUUUCGCUGCUUGAAUGGGACUGCUAGCCAAUGCUGGUUGAGAUGCCUUUAUUUACUGUCUAAUUAUAUACACUGUAGAUGCCACCACCGUCUCCUCUUCUAUGACCAUGGGAGGCCCUCGCAGUGCUUUUCCCACCUCUUCCAGCUCCACCGUGCACUCCACUACUUCAGCCACCGACCAGACCUCUGCUCACACCAGCAUCGCCGCUCCAGACGAAGGUGUAAGUAGCAGAGCGGUGGCGGAGAUGCUUGGCGCCGAGGGCGGGACUGGCAACAGUGGGAGUGCUGGUGGCGGAAGGGCUGGCGGCGAGAAAGGAGGAGGGUCCGGAUCCCUAGGUGGAGGAGGAAGAGGGGGGGCAUCCCAGGAGGCCCAGCAGCACCACCAGAUGACCCCCUCCAAGCGGCGCACGGUGCUGAACAUCUCGCCUCCGCCCGAGGACCUGUUUGACGACAGCCGCAUGUCCUGCCAGGAGGAUCUGCUCCAGGACUCCGAGCAGAGCAACAGCAUCUGGAUGGAUGACUCCGCCUCCAACUUCAGCAUCGUCAGCUCCAGCUCCUACAACGACAACACAGAGGUGCCCCGGAAGUCGCGCAAGCGCACCCCCCGCCAGCGACCCGGGCCCAAGCCUGCCUCGGCCGAGGAGGCCAGCAUGGACGUGUUUGAUGCAGACAGUGCCAAAGGGCCUCACUUUGUGCUCUCACAGCUGGGCUCAGACAGCAAGGCCUGUACCAAAGGAAGUUCGGCAGAUGGCUCCCAAACAACCCAUCAGAAAUGUGGGACCCUAGCGAGCCAGUUCCCUCAGAAGAGUGAGUGCAAGGAGCUGAAGAUCCUGGUCCAGCCUGAGACCCAGCACAGAGCCCGCUACCUGACUGAGGGCAGCAGGGGGUCAGUGAAGGACCGCACUCAGCAGGGCUUCCCUACCCUAAAGCUGGAGGGUGUGAAUGAGGCAGUGGUGCUGCAGGUGUUUGUGGGUAAUGACGCUGGGCGUGUGAAGCCACAUGGGUUCUACCAGGCCUGCAGGGUCACGGGGCGCAACACUACAGCCUGCAAGGAGGUGGACAUCGAGGGCACCACUGUCAUUGAAGUGUCCCUGGACCCCAGCAAUAAUAUGACCCUGGCGGUGGACUGCGUGGGGAUCCUGAAGCUGCGUAACGCUGAUGUGGAAGCUCGUAUCGGGGUGGCCGGCUCCAAAAAGAAGAGCACGCGUGCCAGGCUGGUGUUUCGGGUCAACAUCUCCAGGCCGGACGGCUCGGUGCUCACGUUACAGACACCGUCGUCCCCCAUCCUGUGCACCCAGCCGGCAGGGGUGCCUGAGAUUCUGAAGAAGUCCCUCCACAGUUGCUCGGUGAAGGGGGGUGAGGAGGUCUUCAUCAUUGGGAAGAACUUCCUCAAGGACACCAAAGUCAUAUUCCAGGAAAAUGUAUCAGAUGAGAAGUGUUGGAAGGCAGAGGCUGAAAUUGACAUGGAGCUGUUUCACCAGAAUCACUUGAUUGUGAAAGUUCCUCCUUACCAGAACCCAGCCAUCGCGUCUGCAGUGUGUGUGGGAAUCUACGUGGUGACCAAUGCUGGCCGAUCCCACGACGUGCAGCCUUUUACAUACACUCCAGAACCAGUGGACAUAUCUGUGAAGAAAGAAGUUCCAUCUCCAGGCAAGCCCUGCCCUUUUGAUCAACGGAUGAAAGUAAUUGAUGGUGCCUUGAUGCCCCCAAUGUUGCCUCUUGUGAAGAGAGAAGAGGUCACUCCAAUGGAGGUCUCCAGCAACCUCCCUUCUGCUGGCAUGUUCAAGCGGACCCCCGAUGUCAUGUGUUCCGCCCAGCAGACGCUAGACAUGAGUUCCAACCUUCCCCCCAACAACAGCCCGUUCUCCAACUCCUUGCCGCGGCCUGCCAAGGACCCUGCCGAAUCCCAAACAGCAGUCUUCAACAGUGCAGACGCCCUGAGCACCAUACAGAAGCAGGACAUCGCUCUCACCAACUCCUUCCCCGUGCCUGCGCCUGCAGACUCUCUACUCCAACCUGGGCCUCAGCAGUUCCUCCUGGAGCCCAGAGAGGGGCUUGGUCAGGACAGGGCUGGCAACAAUGCUGGGGCGGUAGGGAGGCUCAGUCAACAAGUGGAGGCCCCUCAACCUGCCCCCCAGCAGCACCAGCUGCCCAUAUUCCCCCCAGACGAUGUGGCCCAACUGGAACAAGCAGUGAGACAACUGCAGGCAAAAGGGUACUGCAGCCAGCAGCAACAGCGACAACAGCAACAGAUUCAACAACAACAAAUUCAGCAACAACAGCAACUACAGCAACAGCAACUACAGCAACAACAACAGAUUCAGCAGCAACAGGUUCAGCAGCAACAGGUUCAGCAGCAACAGGUUCAGCAGCAACAGAUUCAGCAGCAACAGAUUCAGCACCAACAAAUUCAACACCAACAAAUUCAACACCAACAAAUUCAACAACAGCAACAGCAUGUGUUGGAGAACCUGCGGCAGGAGCUGUUUAAAUCACAGAUGCCAAUGCAGUGUGGCAUAUUUCAGGGCGUUUCUCUAGGUGAGAACGCUGAACAGCAGGGUUCCCAGCAGGGCAUGGUGCAGAACCAUGGUUCCCUCUUUCAGCAGGCCCAACAGCAGCAGAGGCAACAACAGAAACAGCAGCAGCAAGCAGCACUCUUUCAGCAAGCCAAUGAGCUCCUCUCCAUUCAGACCAACUUCCUCCAUCAGACCCCUUCUCAUCCCUCUCCACCCCUCUUCCAUAACCCCAGCCCCCUGGCUGAGGCACAGGACCCACAGGGGGCGCUGUUCCACACUCAGAAGGCCUCUCCCAUCCAGGAGCAGGUCCAGGCAACCCUCUUCCAGAACACCCUGACAGUGUUGAGUAGGACCAGCCUCUCCCCAGAGCAGCCCCCCUCUGCCGCCAACCUGUUCCUCCCCCAGAGUGCCCUGCCUGGUCAGCUCUCCGCUAGCGGCAGCCAGCAGCAGCAGCUGGCCUUCCUCAGUGCCCUGCAGACCUCUGCCCCUGAGCCCCAGUCAGUGUUCCAGGCUCAGACCCAGCUUUCUCCUAUCCAGCAGGGGACCCCCAUGGAGCAGCAGCAGCCCUCCCAGCCUCAGCCACCUCAGCAGAACUCUAUGUUUCAGAACAUCUCCCCUCAUCCACCUGCAAACACUCUCUCUCAGACCCAGCAGCAGCAGGCUGGCCUACUGUUCUGCAGCAAACACCUCUCCACUCCAGAGCAGCCCCCCAGUCUGCUGUUCAGUGGCCAGGGCCAGAUGCCCCCCAUGAGCAGCAGCAGCCUGAACUCUCAGGAGCCCCAAAACCCCUCCAUGCUGUUCUCUCAGGCCAGCAUGGUGACUGUUAGCCAACAGGAAUCCUCUGAGCCCAUGGCCUUCCAGGACCAGAGCCAGGUGGUGGGGAACCCCUCAGAGCCUCGCCAUCACGGCCUGUUCCAAGAGCAGCAGCCCAUGCAGCUGAUCACCAGCUCCAACAACGGCCCAGAGCAGCCCGUCUCUCUCUUCAUGCCCCAAUCCAACAUGUCUGCCCUGCAGGGUUGCAUGGCUGCCCGGGAACUCCCGCAGACAGGCAUCUUCAGCACUCAGAAUGGGGUGGCAGGCCUGCAGACCACCACCUCCUCCCCCGUACAGCAGCCAGGGUCUCUGUUCCAGACAGCAGUCAGUGGGAGCCUCAACCAGCCCAGCGAGGCCCAGCAGCCAGGCCUCUUCCUCUUUGGGAUUCAGAAUGAGUGUGGCCAGCUGAUAACCUCUCCUGGAACCACUCUGUCUGAUCAGAUCAUUGCCAUCAGUCAGUCUGGUCAGAACCAGAGAGAGAGCGAGGCCCAGAUCCAGUCGCUGCUCAACCAGUCCAUGUCUGAGUCAGGGAGCAUGCAGAACAGCAUGACCGCCUCCCAGAACAUGGAGAAGAUAGAUGACCUGCUUGUCAGCCUGCAGGAGCAAGGCAACAACCUCACUCGCUCCUACUAGGCCUGCUAUAGGUUUCAGGAGCCCAGAAGACCCCCGGUGUGGACCCCCAUUACAGAUGGCAGAAGACCCCGGUGUGGACCCCCAUUACAGACGGCAUAAGAAUGAAAACAAACUCAAUGGUGGGCUCCUGUCCGAACUCCAAGUUACAUGUAAAGCCUCAGCGGCCUUUUUCUCCAAGGACAGUCUUCAUGUGUAGAUGCUCCACACAUGAAGUCCUCCACUGCAUCUAAACCUGGACCUCAAAAUAGGACAUAGGUUGUAGUUACCCCACAACUGUCAUUGUAUCUCGCAGCUAGUCGCCUCCAGCUCUUAAUGAAACAUGACACCAUGUAAUGUUUGGCUAACUCAUCAGUUCUCAGAGCAGCACUUUGCGGUGUGGUUUUAUAAGGAUGGUGGUGGAAGCUAGCACAGCAUUCUGUCUUCUCCAGGACCAGAGUGUGGGCUCACAAUUGUUUAUAACGCAUUGUUGUCCUUUUUAUACGAAUUUAAAAGUAUUUUAGGAAAUAGCAAAAGAAAAUAUACAAUUCAUGAAAAAUAAACCUUUGUAAUAUAUUUUGACUUUAGUUCUUUCAGCACUUUACGAUGCUUUCCUUUUGUGGCCAGUUACUCAUUAAGUUGGCCUAUGCAUUCGCUAGUCAGCUAUUUAGUCAGUACAUCUCGACAACUUUAUUACUCAUGCAUGUGUUUUGAGUUAUGGCUUUAGUUUUUUUAUUGUUCCUUUCAUGAAAUACCAGUUUCUUAUUGGCAGCCAUCUUCCCAUUACCCAUUCAUGAGAAUAACUCCAAAUAUUUGAGUAUUACACCAUGGAUUUAUUUCCCUGAUUAGACUCUGUAGUACGAGAGAUGCUCUAGAUUAGGGUCAAUGUGGAUCAAGAGAAAAAAAUCAUCCAGCCUUUAAAUUAUUAAUUUCCAGUCUACAUAAUUAAAUAGGCCUACAUUUUGAAUAAAUCAGAACCAUAUAUGUGUACUAUAUACCAGUGUGCAUGGUUGUCUGAUGUAAUUAAAGAGUAUAUUGUUAUUUGUAUCAUUCUAUCGCAAAUGUAGAUAAUGUGUUGUUUUGUAAUGAUGUCUCCAUGGAAGAUGUUUGUAUUAGCUCACGUCUGGCACGCACAAACUGGACUUUUAUCCAUAGAUCAGAGAGGAGUUUUCCAUAUGUUUGUCUUACUGUAAAAUACCAACUCUCUUGCCUACAGUGGGCCACCCCAGGACCUGAGUCAAGGCCUCAAGUCACAGCCUCCUUUUUCGUCUUCAUGAAUGGCCAGUUUUAUGGCUCAUAUUGAUUGGUGUGUUCAUAUUUGUCAUUUGAGACUCGCCAUGUUUUGACAGGAAGAAAGUGGUGAAAGUGACUGGAGCAGUUAUCUGUUUUGCCUUGAGCAUGACUGGUUGUUUGUAGUUGGAUUGUUAGUGUCAGGCAUGAUAUACAGAUGUAUGAUCUUAAUUUGAUCACUCUUUUGUUGCUGAGAAUUUUCCUGCACUGGAAGAAAAACUUUUUUAUUAUUAUUUGUAUUUUAUAAUUUUUGUAUAUAUUUUUGUUAUACUUUUUACCCCGAAUUUCAUGAUAUCCAAUUGGUAGUUAGUCUUGUACCAUCGCUGCAACACGACUCUGCCAAAGUCGCUCUGCUUCUUGACACACAGCUAGCUUGUGUGUCAAAUUUCGACUUUGAAAUUUCAGACUUGAUUUACCCUAAUGAAAAAUGUAUCAACCUCUACAAAAAGGUCCAUUAAUUAUAAUCCACAGAAUAAUUCACAUUUCCUUUUGCUGCAGGAUAAUUUUUCUGCUAUAGCAAACUGGCUCAAAUUAAGACCCUACACCUGUACUGCUGCCAAACUGGUUUGUGCUUUUAUUCUUUACAUGUGAGUAUUGGGCUGGAGUGGAGCCAACAGUAAGAUUGUGUCUUGUUUUUUGUCUGAAUCUGAGUAUACACAUGAACAAGGGGCUGGGCUCUGAUGACAACAAGAACAGCUUCGUUGAGUGCCUCCAUCUUUCUCUCUUAGUGUUGUAUUUUAUUGUGUGUUCUUAACAUCAUUACCUUUUUUUCACUUUAAAAACAAGCAGAUUUUUGAAAUGGAGAGUAUUUAAAUUAUUUUUAGUAAUGUGAUUGGUGGGGCCCCAUAUUCCCCAUCCCAGAGCUUGAGCUGUGUUCUUUUAGAUAUUUAAAGGGACCCUACUCAUGAAGAAUGAACCGUUAAGUUGCUUUGGAGAAAAGAGCUGUCUGUGAUUGGCCUUCUUCAACUCUUGUGAAAUACUAGUAGUUUUGUUUCCAGUAGUCAUGAGUAUUUGUGAAUUUUUAUCAUAUUUACAAAUAUUUUAUCAUAUCUUUUUUACUGGUGUAGUUCUAAUACAUCUUUUCAGAAAUCAUAUCUAAUUUAUUUGGUAUUUCUUGUUUUAGAUAUUGUCUAAAUUGUGUCCCACAAUAAUAUUUGUGCUACAAAUGACUUGAUGUACAAGUUUGGUUCUGAUUUAACUCCGUAAUUGUAUUAAUAUUAGUUAUGUGGAUUUGGCCCUUCCCCACCUGUUGAAACUGUAGUUGGCUGUGGUCUUGUGUGACAUAUCUGACAGUGAAGCUUUUCUUCUCCUUGUAGAUGUGAGGACAGGGAUACAACUUUAUGAUUGAGGGAGUUAAAAUGUAACAUGUACACUGAGUCACAUGUACAUUCCUGUGCAUUGUUUUCUUCCCUUUGAUAGAUUUCUGUUCAUAUGCCAGGUUGAGAUCAAUUGUACAGUAUGUUUGUCCAAAUCUGAUAUCAUCCAUGAAACAUUUAACAUGUACUGUCACAUCUACAACUUAUUUCACCUCUUGAAUAAGGAAAGAGCAGGAAGUUAUUGGACAACUAUGCCAGUUAUAAAGCCAUACAGACAGUUAAAACAGCAUCUAUUAAAUAUUUGUUAAUAGGGUUUACAAAAAACUCCAAACGCAGAAUGUGUUUGUUACCUCAACCCGAGCAGGUUGCUAAUCAGGCCACCUUACUCAACAUUGGACCAAUUUCAAUGAUAAAGUACAUUCUUUAUAUAUAGUAUACAUACAAUAUUUUGUUAGCAACAUGUUAAUGUUUUGUGUUAUGAAUACACAAUAAGAGUAUUGUUAUUUUCAAGCAUAAGGAUAUUGAGGAAAGAAAUACCUAUUUUCAAAUGUAACCCAUGAAUAUCCCAUGUAGUAUGAGCUUUGACAAAAUAGGAGGCCUAUUUGUCAAGUAGGCUACAUGUUUUACAUCGAUGACGACAUGAGUCUUUGUAAUUGAGUGGCGCUAUACUUUAUUGUGCCGGUAAAGGUUUAAUUUAUUGAAGACCUAAAAAUUAACGACUUUUCCUACUCAACCAAUGACUACAGAAAUGCAGAGGUCACCUUGAAAGUUCAUCUAUAUUUUUACCAUAUUUGCACCCAGACUAACCAAUGAUUUAUGACAUCACAGUGUACAGCAAAUAUAUUUUAGAAGUAUUGCUCAGUACAUUGGAUGAUAUACUUGUGCCUUGACAAACUUUUAUAGUAGAGACCAGAUUUAUCUUGUACCAGUGUUGCCUGAUUUAUUCACGGCUGUGACACUUGUCAGUGGUUAUUAGCCCUUGAUAACUAGUAUCUUGCAAGCCAUACGACUUGUGUGCUUCAAAUGCCGUACAGAAAUGAGUGACCAGAUAAAUGUAUAGUGUUGUGCAAUUUGUUGUGCAUCUGAUUUAUUUUCACGAAAAUAUGAAUUGCAUUUGUUUAACGUCGUUGCAAUUGAAGUUUUGUCUCAAACUGCUAUGCAGCUUGAUUCAAUAUAAAUGUAUAUCUGUUACUUUUUUCAUAUAUAUUUUAUCUAUCUAGCCUCUCUUGAUUGUUCAUUGCAAAGGGGAAACUAUAACGAAAUAUUGUAAUUAUGUGAAUUAUUUAUGUAACUUUUUUGAAAUAGUAUUGAUACUGUGUGCCACUGGGAUUUGUUUUUAUUUUUAUGAUUGGGCUUGUGUCAGUCAAGACCAAUACAAAUUUCACCUAAUUCAAACAAACUUGUCAUUCAGAAUUUUCAUCAUGGGUGUUUUGUUUUUAUUGUAAAUGUAAUCCGUUAGUCUGUUCACACACUGUUCUGUUUGUGUCCCCUUAACCUGUCUGGCUUUGGUUUGAUGUGAAAGUCUGCUUUAUUUCCAUUAGUUUUUUUUCUGGUGAUCAGUAAUGAACCUGUUGAUAGCAUUGACAGGUUAUAGGUAUGGGGAGUGCAUAUCACCUAUGUGUUUUUAGCUACCAUGUGAACAACUGUUAAAUAUUACCUUUAAAAAAAAUGAAUCUAUAUAAAAAUGUAUUUUUGCUUUUGUUGGGGCAUUUGUAUACUCUUGCAAUUAUAUUUAUGUAAACCUGCUGGUAUCUAUAUUAAUAAAGAUAGAUGAUACGUU